UGCUUGGAUACAAACAUAAACAUAAUUUGGUUUGUUUUCAUGCGAACAAGGCGGAAAUAGAUCAAAAUGGCAAUUGCUUCGUGCAUGACUGUGAUGGUUUACCUUGCGGAUUUACUGGUUAUUGAUGCAGGGAGAGACGGGACGGAAGAUCAGAGUGGUUGGUUCCGUCUAGACUGGAACGUGACAUAUGUGACCUGUAUAGCCUGUGCCCUUAUAGUACUGGUUCUUGUGUUGACGAUACGCGGAUGGCGAUUCUUUGUGGCGUCUCAGGAGCCGAUUGAUCCCGGAUCAGCACAUACUCUACAGACAAAUGACAUACAGCAAUGUGGUGAGCCAUACCCAAAGAUGCCGAAAGAAACGAACAUCAUAACUCCACAUGCUGAGAAAAAGUCUGCAAUUGAUACGCUCGAUGAGAUAAUGAAAUCCACGCUCAAUAAUCGGAAAGAUAUCACCAAGGACUGUCGUCAUGACUACACCAGCCUCUUUGCAGAAGGUGCCAAUCCACAAACUAAUGACCAUCGUGACCAAGAUCCUUUAAACACCAAGGGGAAAAACAGACAAAGAUCUCAACAGGUUAAUAUCAAUCAGGAACGAAUUAGGCCCACAGCUGUCUCUGACAUCGCCAAUUGGGGAACUGAGAAACACGAUGACUCCGAAAGUAAGGACGAGACAAAUAAGGCUGGACCCAAAGGAAAGGUUGAUACCGACGGUGAUCUCUUUUGGAAAUCCGAUCUCAUGCAUUCAUGUACUUCGAAUGGGCGUAUAGAGGAGCUGUUUGCUUUGAAGCGUAUGUUGGAUAACAGUGAGAGAGUUGUUAAAAACGCCAUUGCAUUUGUUGAUUCUGUGAAGACACCACACCGAUAUAGUUUGGGAAGGUCACCCAAAUUUGACAUGAUGAAGGGAAGACGCGGACACCUUGGGAAUAAGCCACCUGCUUUGGAGAGACAAGUGUCAUCAUCCAAAUGCCAUGAGAAGAUUCACGAGCGCCCAUCAGUACAACUAAAAGAUGACAAUGGGAGAAGCAGCAAAAUAUCUCAAGAUAUUAUCCGUCCUACAAUCGUCUCUGACAUCGCAAAUGAGGCUAAUUGCAAAUUAAAACCAGUUGAUCUUAGUCUCAGUGCUGUCGUUAAGGAUACAGAGAAACACGAUGAGGACAAACGUAAAGAGCAGACAAAUCAGGCUGAUCCCAAAGUGAAAGAGAAUAACAAUGAUGAUCUUGGUCAAAAAGCUGAUGGCAUUCAUCCAUGUCCUGCGAAUAGCCAUAUAGCGGAGCUGUUGGCUCUGCAGCGUAUGUUAGAUGACAGUGAGAAAGUUGUUCAGAACGCAAUUGCAGUUGUCGCUUCUGUGAAGACACCACACCGACUUAGUCUGAGAAGAUCACCCAGAGUUUACACAAAGAAGGAAACACGCGGACUCUGUGCGAAUAAGCCACACGAUUUGGGGAGGCAAGUUCUGUCAUCCAACGUCAUCGAGAAGAUUGACGAGGGCUCAGUUCUAAAACAUGGCGAUGAUAAAACUCCCGAUGUUGAUAUCAUGGUGAAUGAUGCAGUUGUCCCCAAGAUCAAGACAAAGCAAGUCAGCUUUAAAAAACCACAGGAUGGAGGUGUAGCUAUCAUGGAAAUCCCUGGCCGAGAGAGUGACAAGUACUCCAAAGAAAAGAAGAACACGUUCAGAAAGAGCGUGAAGAGAGCCAUGGCACCAAUGAAGCCAACUAAAUUGAUAAAUCUUUGCAAGACACUGAAGAACCGACUAAAGAAGGGCAAAUCAGCCAAGGAACAAAUAGCGCCAGCAUGCUGUGUUAACGACGGUGUUACAGAACUUCAAAGAACAUUGCAGGUUGUCCAAAAUGUCCCUACCUAUGGGGAUAUGGCAGAGAUAGAUAAAGUGUAUAAGAAUGACCUCAGGACAAUUGUAGCCCUCAAAAGUGAGAUCAUCUGUAUCAUUCAGGCCAUACCUGCUGAGGAAUGUAUUCAGAUAAUUGACAAUUGUGCAGACAGCAUGGGUCAAUUUGAGGCAAUUUUCCUACUGUAUUUUGGAUCUCAUAUACCAAUUACUAUCUUCAUUGAUGCUCAAGCUGUUUUUCCUCAAUGGAUCUAUCCUAAAAUCGCUGUUGAUUUGCUUGAGUGGUACAAGGUGGAGAUUAAGGAUCAGAUGAUAGCUUUGAGUCCUGCUUGGUUCCAAUCAUUUGUCAUCUGUGAGCUCACAAUGCAGUUCCCAUUCUUUUUUGUUGCAUGCUAUGCCUUUUGGAAAGGUAAUUGUCCCUGGAUUCGCAUUCCAUCCAUCGUAUACGGCACGCAUGUAGCCACAACACUUGUACCAAUACUUGCCCAUAUUUGGUGGGGUGAUUUCGUUGAAUCAAAGAAAUAUCCUGCUCCUCUCACAUACAAUGAGAAAAUGACGCUUACAGGGAUCUAUCUUCCAUAUAUCUUGGUACCUCUUCUGUUGCUGUAUGUGAUGCUCUUCACGGAUAGAUACACUGACAAAAAGCAGAAAAGAAGUUAAAUGAUAAAUAGUGAAAUUCUAUUUCUGAAAUAAUUCAAUGAUGCAUAAUCGUUUAUUUUUUCGAUAAAGCUUCAAUUUCAGCUCAAAGGACUAUUCUGUGAUUAUCAAAGCUUUAAACAUUGUUCUUUUGAAAAUUCUGGGUAAUUAUUAGGUGACAAUUUCAGAUUUUUUGUCCAGUAAACUUUUAACAUACCACUAUGUGUAGUAGCGGAUUGGGAAAUUAACAAGGGGCCAUGUUUGAGUCUAGAAAAAUAUGUUGGGUCCCUAAAAACCGAAAUUUUGAAAAAUCAAGGAUCAUUUUUAAAUUGGCCGAAUAUGCCCAAAAAGUCCCAUUUGUGAGGCCCUACAAAAUGGCUACCACCCCCCUUAUGAUCUUGCUAUAGCUUCUGGGUCGAUAAAAAGAUGGCAGCACCAAUGCAAAUGACCAAUCUUAAGAGUAUUAUGUAUUAAAUUGGAAAGUUUAAUUCCAAGCAUUGAGCUACUGUAACUUGUAACUAUAUUGAGCCAAUUUUGAUGGAGAAAUUCAUAUUCUAAGAACAUAGGAGUUUAUUCUUUCACGUCUAAACUACUGACAAUUUGCUUAUUUCUGUAACCUUGACCAGCUCUUACUUUCUUCCU
Owenia fusiformis is the source of this 3120-nucleotide messenger RNA. The record is from the annotation of a GenBank genome assembly. Lineage: Eukaryota; Metazoa; Annelida; Polychaeta; Sabellida; Oweniidae.